AUGAGUGACAAUGAUAUUUCACGAAGUCUGGUCAUAUCUGGAUUGCCGUCAGCAUUGCUCAGAGACACUGCGGAUGAUUUCGCAGAAACAAUAUAUGAGUUACUGGAAACAACGUUUAAUGUUAGACGAGAUGCUGUUAUUCGCUUAAUAAGAUCACCGAGAUUGGAAGCAAGUCAGGAUCAGGAGGAAUUUGGUUGCAAAUGUUUGAUAUCGUUCCGUUCAAGACUAGAUUAUCAUAGCGUUAUUGUUCAAAAGUCAAAACUGGAAUCGCCGACAUCAAUUUCAUCAAUAACAAAGAUUCCGUGGGACAUCACGCGGAGUAACGAGGAACUCUCUAAAGUUACGGACAUGUGGACGAAAGAUGAUGAAAUGCGAGCAAGUUUUUUUGAAAAUAUUCUUUGA
This is a messenger RNA of Cercopithifilaria johnstoni, 402 nucleotides long. Lineage: Eukaryota; Metazoa; Nematoda; Chromadorea; Rhabditida; Onchocercidae. The record is from the annotation of a GenBank genome assembly.